Molecule: messenger RNA, 1082 nt
Organism: Carica papaya (papaya)
Lineage: Eukaryota; Viridiplantae; Streptophyta; Magnoliopsida; Brassicales; Caricaceae
Product: RING-H2 finger protein ATL67-like
Biological process (GO): protein ubiquitination
Molecular function (GO): transferase activity
Source: RefSeq, a predicted model, not a curated record
UCUCUGUCUUAUCCUCAUCGUUGAAAAAACUCAAGCCGGAGACAUAAAACCCUAAUUCUAGCUGAAAACCCUAACCAUCACAAACCCAGAUUCUUCAAUAAUUGUAGAACAUUCAAGAUUUGUUUAUGGUUUUUGUUUUUUCUUUUGAGAAGAUUAUUUUCUGGGUUUAAAUCUUAUAAAUGAAAACCCACUAAUAUGAAAAAGAUGCUCAACUAUAUACAUAUACAUAUACAUAUUUAUAUAUAUAAGAAGCAAGCAUUUAGCCCACUAUAACUAUCCACAUAAACGCAGCAAUAAAUGCAAUUCUCUGUUUCCAAACACAGUAUUAAAUGCAGCCACUGGAAUACCCACCCACCAUCUUGCCAAAAAAUCUGCCCUAAUCCCCUCCCUCUCUCUCUUCCCAUCCUCAAAUGGAUUCCUUCAUCACUCCCAACAGAUGUCCUCCUCCACUCCACCCCCUAACUAUCUCACCAACUUAGGUCUCGGCUACUCCAUCGCCAUUGCUCUCGGCUUCCUUGUCCUCCUUUCCACUCUCCUUCUCGCUUCAUACAUCUGCUGUAGAGCCUCCCGCCAUCGUUCUCUUUCUCCUAAUCCAACCACGUCCCCCGUCAAUCCUUCCACCACAGCCGAUGGCGGCAUCAUCCUUCCUCGUAUUAUCUUUGUUGCAGAAGACGACGAUGCCGCCGGAGAUGACACCGUCGUCGUGGGCCUUGACCAAUCUGUUAUCAACUCAUAUCCCAAGUUUCAGUUCUCCAAAGAAGGUUCUUCUGGUGGCGGUGGUGGUGGCGGUGGAGGUGGAAUUGACACGACGUGUUCAAUCUGUCUGUGCGAGUACAAAGACAUGGAGAUGCUGAGAAUGAUGCCGGAAUGCAGACACUACUUUCAUGUCUGUUGCAUCGAUGCGUGGCUCAAGCUUAAUGGGUCGUGUCCAGUUUGCCGGAACUCGCCACUGCCGACGCCGCUCUCUACGCCGUUGUCGGAGGUCGUGCCUCUAUCGCAGUACGCUGCGGAUCGGCGGAGGUCUAGGAGGUGAUCUUAAUGUUUUGGUGUUGUCAGUGCUGGGGUCUGUUGGAAGAAAGAAA